This is a messenger RNA of Phragmites australis (common reed), 952 nucleotides long. Its product is annotated as germin-like protein 8-4. NCBI's taxonomy places the organism in Eukaryota, Viridiplantae, Streptophyta, Magnoliopsida, Poales, Poaceae. Gene Ontology annotation, cellular component: cell wall. Gene Ontology annotation, molecular function: manganese ion binding. The coding region runs from base 53 to 727 and encodes 224 amino acids. The record is from RefSeq and is a predicted model, not a curated record. The transcript is spliced from 2 exons.
CCAUGGCCAAACCAUCAUCCGAACGAGAAACACAGGCAGCAGCUAGAUAGCAAUGGCCUCCUCUUCCUCCUUGUUUCUCCUUGCCGCGCUUCUUGCGCUCGCCUCAUGGCAGGCCAUCGCCUUUGAUCCUAGCCCUCUCCAAGACUUCUGUGUCGCAGACAUGAGCUCGCCUGUGCGUGUAAAUGGAUUUGUUUGCAAGGAUCCAAUGGCCGUCAACUCGGACGACUUCUUCAACCCAGCCAUGCUCGACCAGCCCAGGGACACCAUGAACAAGGUCGGCUCCAACGUCACCAACAUCAACGUGGACAACUUCCCUGGCCUCAACACCCUCGGCAUCUCGCUGGCACGCAUCGACUAUGCGCCCUUGGGCGUGAACCCGCCGCACAUACACCCUCGCGCCACCGAGCUCCUCACCGUGCUCGAGGGAACACUCUACCUUGGCUUUGUCACGUCCAACCCCAACAGGCUCUUCUCCAAGGUGGUCAAGAAGGGCGACGUGUUUGUGUUUCCUAAGGCGAUGAUCCACUUCCAAAUGAACCUAGCGCAUGACAAGCCGGCUGCUGCGUUGUCGUCGCUCAAUAGCCAGAACCCUGGGGUUAUCACUGUCGCCAGCGCAGUGUUUGGAUCGAAGCCACCGAUCUCGGAUGAUCUUUUGGCCAAGGCGUUUCAGGUGGAAAAGAAACUCAUAGACUGGCUCCAAUCUCAGUUCUGGGAGAACAACUACUGAUUAUUCUAAAUUGGUUAUGCCAAUGCGAGAGUUAUAUACAUCACCAUGCAUGCAUGCAAACUACGUGUUUUCCUAUAUUAUUGAGUAUAGAAUAAAUGGCGUGUGGUACUUAUGUGUGACUGCGAUCCGUGGUUUUUCUUUUCCUUUUGAAUCUGACAAGAUAUGUUUUUUGUCAGAUUCAGGUGAAGUAUGUUUUCUUUUGCUUAAUAAAUAAAAUAAAUUGAA